CUCUUCUUUUAUCGUCGACCCGAGCCAUAGCUAUCUUCAACAGCAAAGCCACGCGAGUGAAUACACACCCUAGCUACUUCGUCCGCCGAAAGUCGCCCAGUGUGAACUCAUUCCAACAGCCAGCGCAUUACUUACGACAGGAUGGCCCCAAAUAAAACAAACAUGACCAAUUGGCUUUCAGCGACGAGCCCCUUGAAUCCUUUCUCAUGCACGAUGGGGGCCAAGCGGCCAGCUUCACUCUCAGAUCCAUUCCCUAAAUAGAGACGACAUGUGCCUGGAAUGAGACUCUUGCAACAUAUCCUCUCCUCAAUUUCGGACGAUAUCCAGUAUGCCGCCUCUUUCAUCAGAAAGCGAAGAUGACACCAGCCAACAUGUCUCCAGUAGCAAGGGACAGUCUGGCCCGACAGUCAUGUAUGCCGCAGCGCCAGAUACGCCAGGAAUACCAUCAGACAACUCCCCAUCCAUCUCUGAUCUCUUUCGUGAGAUGCAAGAGACCAACCGGCUUCUCAAGCUCAUGUUGGCCGCUCACAAGCCGGAUGUGCCCGCAUCGCCGGUUUCUCAACUGUCAAGAGAGACCACCUCCAACAGUGACCCGGAUCUGGUCAAGAUGAAAGUUCGAGAGUUGGUCCAUGACAUUGCGCACCAGUCAUUCAGUCCCGCGGACUCCUCGAACAUCAAGAGAUUCAUUCGCAGCUUCAUCGAGGAACGCAUCUCCCACAAGCCAAGGGAAGGCCACCAAGGAGAGUAUGGCCCCGGUGCAUACGUCCCCAUUUAUGUAUCAUUACGAGACAACCACUCCGGGCCACUCGCAGAGAUAUACUGGAACUGGGAAAGACCGAACAAGUUGGACCCCGUUCACCGAGUCCUCAUGGACGCAUCUCAGGUCUCUAAUGUCACCAAGCAAUGGGGUUCAAGGUUUGAUCUCGAUGCUCUGACCUUUUCUCACUCUCGUGAGACAGGAUGGAUCAUCGGCAAGAGUCCUGCCCUAGAGGGAGCCAUCAUUGGAUGUCCACUGUUUUACUCUGGCCAAGGGCCAGCACAGAAGCUGGUGACGGCGAGGUCCGUCUUUGACAAGGACUGGAAGCCCAUCGCCUCAGCAAUGGCAGCCCCUGAUAACUUGACCAGCCCCGGCUCGCUGUGGCAUUGCACUGCUCCUUUGCUCGACGGCGGUUUGAUGGCUCUUGACCGCCUCGCACUCAUAACCACCGUGGUGUUGAACAAACCCAACACCGAGACCGGCAUCGCCCACCGCUUUCUUCACGAGUUUUGUGCCGGAUGGAAACCUCUUUACCUGCGUGGCAAUCGCAUGAAUUACACCGGGUGGUCAGGAAACUCGGACACCACUUACCAACACACCAUCCGCUGUUUCUCCCCCGCUAGCAGGUCUGAUAAGGUCAAUUUUGGCUUGAGGCCUCAUGCGAAAUGUGUCAGACAGUCCGGCCAGUUCCCCUCUCACCUUGCAAGCUCAUCCUCUUCCUUCACCGAACGGAGAAUGAGUCUUCUGUGCCACUGGGACUACACUUAUCCCCCCCAUGGGUUCCGUAUUGUUGCCUUGACCGAUGCUAUGACCAUGAAACAAGAUGGUGAUAUCAAUGUGUCAAAUGACUUGUUUACCGACUGGGGAGAUAGACACUUUGCUGUUGAGGGGCUGAAUGCUGGCUAUCAUUUGCUCCAAAGCAGCAUCCACCGUCUGCUCAUGUUUUGGGAAACCGAGUGGGGCCACUGUUUGGACGCAUUGGAGAGCAACGUCAACACUUCUCUCCUCGACAUUCUCGACGAUGAGACCAGCUCCCGCCUCAUGUUUGACACUUCCUUUGAACGCUCCAGAGUGUACUUCAAGACACUGCAGAUGCUUCGCAUCUUUGCAGACGCCAUUCGGGAAACUGGCCGCGAUUUGCAAGAGAUGGACCCCGAGAAGCUGAUCCAAGGGAGUUUCCGGCGCGCUGGACACGAUAUCCAGGCUUUCUUGAAACAGGACCCGCUCAAGGACAAGGCGCUCUGGAACAACUGGAAGAUUCUAUUCGACUUUCAGCAGCAAACUGAAGAAAAACUGUUGCGAAGAAUUGCUGAAAAGACGGAGGAGAUUACCAGUUUGAGAGACGGGCUGUUCAACGCAACCUCUCUCCGGGAAGCCUCGAGGGCGACUACAAUGAACCGAUAUGUCAUUGUUUUCACCAUCAUGACUGUUUUGUACCUACCCCCUAGCUUCACCUCUGCCCUGUUUGGCACCCCACUCUUCGAAGCCGAGUCGCAAGAGGAAACCGUGGAGCGAUUCAAGACAUCAACCAUCAUCGUGUGCGUCAUCACCUAUGUUCUCGCCAUUUCCCUCAUCUGGCUAGCCGACAAAUGGGACAUUGCCGGUGUUGUGUACCAUGACCUACGCACAUUGUGGCGGGGCACCACGGACCGGCUGAGACGCAGGGGACCUGAUGGGUGGAGCUUGAGGUCAAAAUCACGAAACUCGAGUUCUGAUGCGUUGGUGGAAGGCAAGCAAGCUGUGUAGCCUCUGUCUAACUGGUGCUGUACUUGGCCCAGACCUUCUCAUCGUACUCGUCCAUCCACUUGACAUACUCUGGCCCCGCGGCAGCCCACCCCUUAAUCCCACCCCCCAGAGCAAGACUCUGCAUCUCGGUGUCGUUUUGGGACGAGAUAUAGUCCGCCAGCCAACUGGCUGCUCUGCUCCCUCUACCUGUCGAUGAGCCUGUCCCUAGCGUUCAGCAAUCUGGGGGGGGGGCAUUUCAAAGACAGGGCGACCUCGUGAAGGCUUACCACAAUAAAAGAUGACCUUUUUGAGCCCAGCAGCCUUGAGGGUGGAGUACACCGUUGGCAGAGUCGGAUAGAGGCUUUGAGCAGGGAGGUUGAUGGAGCCGCGGAUUGUACCGCCCUUGUUUAUCUCAGCGUCGUGAUCUCAUGCGGCGUAAAAGGAUGCAAAUGGGAAACACCUACCUCAAAGUCGUUUCUUCUCAGGUCAACCAGCACGGUAUCUUUUCUCCCGUUGGCGAGAAUGGACAGGACCUCGUCACGGGGGAUGAAGACGGUUUGAGAAGAGGGGGCGGGGUAGGCGGCGUGCCAGGGCGUUGGGACAGGAGUGUCUGUGGACAUUUUGCGGAGGGAGUAGGUGUGCAAUUGGUGAGGUCGGAUUGUCCUGGAUUUUGGAAAGCUGCGUACCGAAAGAAGAGAUGUUGAUAUGAGGAAUCUGUUCAUUGCAAUUCGUUGCAAGAGUUGACGAGAGAACCUCGUCCGGCAAUGAUGCCGGAUCAUGCAUGGUGGGGCAAUGGGGAGGAGGAAUGUCACUGGCGACUUGUGAUUGGUUGGGAACGAACAAACUCCCCGAACCCGCCUCUUGUCAGUGCUGCCUGGUCCAUAAAAAGGGGGUCGAAAGGGGGGCCAAUAACAUGUUCAAAAUACGGGCCACGAAAGGUAUCACAGAUGAUUGUCAUGAUGCACAGGUAAUAAACGUCAAAAACUUUAUGGGAUUAUACUUUCACAAUUAUGUAGGCAAGGUAAGCACUCAACGGCCAUGGAAAAGACAAGACACGCCGCCCCUCCUCAUCAGUCCCUGAUUUCAAGGCCUAGAAGGCAUCCCCCGUCCCCACCGUCCCAAAACCUCCCCAAUCUCCCCCUCCCUCCUCCGAAUCCUCUCAUUCUCCCUAUCCACCAGCUCCAGCAGCCUCAGCGUCAAGCUCUCCCAAUACCACAAGCUCCCCUCCAGCCCCCUCAGCGUCCUGAUCCUCCUAAGCGAAGUAUCAAACGCCUUCCCCCUCGCCAACCACUCCUUUGGGUCCAAACCCAAAAGCGUGUUCCACAGAAACGUCGCAGCGGCGUACCGCUCGCAGAUGGCGUCUCCAAAGCGUUUAAGCUCAACAGACAGGGCUUGGUUGGCAGGAACGAGGUCAGCGCGGAUGAGGGCUUUGGCUGCUAGCAACCAGCCUUCGUGUGUGGUGGCGAGACGGGCUUUGCAGUCCCGCAGCCGCUCGAUGGCGUCGUCGAGGGGAAUGAGGUUGUCGUCGCUCCGGACGAGGGGUUUGGAGGGUGAUUCUUGGAAUUCGGGGAUGGGUGGUAACCUGCUGGGGUGUCCUUGCCGGGAGGUUGCCUCGCGGAGUUGGGAUUGGGUGGUGGAAAAGAGGCGGAUUUCCUCUUCUUGGAUGGGGCGGAGGGAGGAAGAGGAACCGCGGUUGUUAUUGGUGCUGCUGCUGCCCCGAGUUGCGGGGGGCCGCCGUGUGUGAACCUGGCUGGCGGAUUCGCUUGGGGUGACGGAGCAGGGCCGGGAUGCUACGAGGUCCAACCAGUCUAUAUCAUCGUUAUUGUUUGGCUCCAUGUUGAAGAGUGGAUGUAUGAAAAGCUUACCAAUGGCGAGGAUGACGUGUUGAAUGUUGUUGUUAGUGCUUUCUGCCUCCGUCUUACUUGUUGUGAGAGAAAGGCUUUUGUGAGGAUGAAGGGAAUCUAAGAGAAGAUGCCAAUGGGAGCAAAAGCCCGUCUUUAAUGCUUACAGCGUGAGGGUCAGAAACCUAUUCUUGUCCCAACAAAGGCAUUGUCGAC
Molecule: messenger RNA, 4539 nt
Organism: Podospora bellae-mahoneyi
Lineage: Eukaryota; Fungi; Ascomycota; Sordariomycetes; Sordariales; Podosporaceae
Exons: 4
Coding region: 329-2503 (724 amino acids)
Source: RefSeq, a predicted model, not a curated record